AUCUAAAUGGAGGCGGAGAUUCCUGCUUCUUUCUUAUUGAAAGGGGGGAAGGGGGCUAAUGAUAGUUCCCCGAUCGAAAGAUGCUACUAAUUAAGGACCCAGGAACACCAAUUGGCAUGCCGCCCCUUCAUCUCAUCUCAUGUCGAAGUGACGGCACCGCCGUCUUAUUGAGCUCUCCACCAUGACACAUCUCGCUGUUACUGACUUCCUUCUUCCUUUUAUUAUGUACUAUUAAAGUCCUGCUCAACAUAGCCAACAGAGUCGUUGCUUGAGGUCCUUGCGCUUCCCGCUUUGAUCAACCGUUGAGCCAAGACGUAAACGUCCCGAGCCAUCUUGCAUCUAUCACCAUCACCAACAACACCAAGUUGCUUUGACUUUGACAAAUCUUGAGAUAAAUUCAUUCCUCCUUCUCCUCCUUCGUCGUCGUCAUGAUCGAUUCAGCUCACCUGUUUGGUCGUGACGACUUGUCUAUCAUCAUGGCUCCUGGACCUGGAACCAUCACCACUCCAUCUCUCACAGCCAACCUUGUUUGCAGAGUUCUCUUGGGGCUCCUCGCCAAUAUUGCCUGUAUAGUCCCUCUAAAGAACCUCUACCGCAAUGGAGAAUUUGCAGCUGUUGUCUUUAUUGCCAACAUCGAAUGGUCAAACCUUGACACAAUAAUUAACGCCCUCAUUUGGCGGAACGACGACACCAGCAAGUGGUGGAAUGGCGAAGGAUUCUGCGAUCUCAAUGCUUAUUACGUCAACUUCACCAACGCUUUAUUUGGAACCUGCCUCCUGGCCAUCAUGCGGAAUCUUGCCCAGCAAGUCGGCCUCCUUCGUGCCAAUGCCCUCACAGUUCGGGAGAGACGCCGGCGUAACCUGGUCCAGGCACUUGUCAUGUUUCCCCUUCCAAUCGUCCAGGUCGCAUGGGUCUGGCCAUUGACUACUCAACGAUACGCAGUAGCUACCCUGGCUGGAUGCAGCUGGAUUGCAUGGCCUUCGUGGCCAUACAUGGUCUUCUUCGUCCUGGCCCCUAUUACAGUCGCACUGAUAACAUCUGGAUAUGCGAUCCUCGUCUAUAUACGCUUUCGAGACAUUGCAGAAACCACUCGUUCGGCCGUCAACAGCAGCAGGUCUGCUAACCAACGCGCUCAGAGGACGAAGCGUCGCCUGUACCUAAUGGUCUUGACUAUCUUAGUCCCUUAUCUACCUCUAGUGGUCACCCUCGCUGUUCUCAACAUGCUGAAGGCAUUUCCUCUUCAGCCCUUUGAUUACGACCUCAUUCAUAAUCGAGUGAUCCCCUAUCCAUGGUCGGCAGUCGUUUUUGUCCCUUCCAAUGGUGUCAACUUCGGGUAUUUGAACAACUGCUAUAUCCACAUCCUUUCCGCCAUUCCGGUCGUCAUCUUUUUUGGCAUGACCAAGGACGCCAUGAAUAGUUAUCGUCGCGGCUUGCUCUGUCUUGGGUUUGGAUGUCUCUUCCCCAAGCUUCACGAGGAGUAUGACCCCGACAGGACAAUCGGUGGAAGCAGUUCUGGACACUCUCAUCUUAUGGGCUCCACAACUUCGACUGCCUCUUCGAUAUCAAGCAAGAUCAGGAGUCUUUUGUCUCAACGCAAUUUGAGCACAGCGUCCUCUGCAAGCCUCAACCCAAUAUCUUUACAGUCCACCGACGCUGCCCCCGUGACUCAUGAAUACGAGUUGGGACCUCGAUUGGGUGGAUUGCAAGUGUCACAGUCGCCUUUACGGGAGAUUUCCUAUCCUCCCCCAACUGUUUCGGCUUUCUCAGAACCCGUCAACCCACCUCUUCGUAACCCUUUCCUCUUCCGCACGCGCUUCGACAUGCCCGCCAUUCCAUUUCCUUCACUCUCCUCAUUUCGCUUCAACAAGAAGGAUAAGCGACCCCCGCUUGAUCGCGGUUUGCCUCUCGACUCUCUCCCCUCCGUCGUCAACAACCAGUUGUGGGAGGACAGCUCCGCUACGCAGCCUUGCAGUCAGACACUUGUCUGGGCUGAUAGGGAGAUCACCCCAACUCCCGGUACUUUUACUACACAGUCCAGCCUGUUGGUUCCCAUGUCAUCGACGUAUUCUGUUUCGACUGAACCUCUGCAGGAAACAUAUCGGCGCUAGGAGCGCAUGUAUGGCUGGGCGAGAUGACAAACACUAUACAUCCAAGGGACGCAAUGGAAUCCCUGUCAUUUGUCUUCUUUAUUGCCAUUUUGUUUUUAAUUUAGCUCGUAUUACCCGGGCUCGGCAUCAUUGCAGGCGACGGCGUAGGUGUGAAAAGUUUUUACUCUGGUUUAGAUGUACGUCGUCAAGUACUUUCACAAGUCAUAAUAAUUCACCUUUCGUGAACACCUUUUCUCCUU
Molecule: messenger RNA, 2347 nt
Organism: Fusarium odoratissimum NRRL 54006
Lineage: Eukaryota; Fungi; Ascomycota; Sordariomycetes; Hypocreales; Nectriaceae
Product: pheromone a factor receptor
Exons: 3
Coding region: 429-2108 (559 amino acids)
Biological process (GO): G protein-coupled receptor signaling pathway
Cellular component (GO): membrane
Molecular function (GO): mating-type factor pheromone receptor activity
Source: RefSeq, a predicted model, not a curated record